Molecule: messenger RNA, 978 nt
Organism: Tetrahymena thermophila SB210
Lineage: Eukaryota; Ciliophora; Oligohymenophorea; Hymenostomatida; Tetrahymenidae
Exons: 7
Source: RefSeq, a predicted model, not a curated record
AUGGACAAAGACGGAUUAGAUGAGCUUAUGGAAUCUGAAAAAAAGAAGGAAGAAUAAAAAUUUAAUGAAGCAGAUGAUGAUGAUAUUUAAUCAUGUAUUGACAUUAGGGAAUUCGAAAGGAGAUUGAAAAGUGCCAGAUCUAGCAGAAUAAAAAAUAAGAACGAUUCCUCAUCAGACGAUGAUUUUGGCAAUAAUGAUUUUGGAAGGUCAUUCAUGUCUAUAAAAAGCGGUUCACAUAUAAGAAACUCAAGUAAAAAUAGCCUUAACUCGACAGCAUAAAUGAAUUUGAGUAAAAAUAGCAUAUAAAGCAAAGUUUAAUAAAUUAAAUAGAGCUAGUAAAUGAUUAAGCCUUCUGCUUCUAAUAUAUAAGCAUCUCAAGCAGCUAAAAAAAAUUUGAAGAAAUACGAUGAUCCUGAACUGGAAUAAAUAAUGAAAGCUUCAAAUAUAGAGUAAAAAGUGAAAGAAUUGCUAAAUAAAUAUCAAUAAUUAUAAAAAAAUUUCGAUAGAGAACGCAACUUGAGAUAGAAAUACGAAGGUGAACAUUUAUCAUAAAAUAAAACUCGCUUGGAAGAAACUUCAACAAAUAUCACAACAUAUUAAAGUAGUAAAUUAGGAAAAGGUUCAAUAUUAAAUGCUAUUAAUUAAAAUGAGGAAAAUGUUACUUUAAAGCAAGAAGUCUAAAAAUUAUAAAAAGAAGUAUAGAAAAAAGAAAAAAUGUUAUAGGAACUUAUUAUGGACAAAGCAACUGGAAGUUCAACUAGCUCUAGCAAUGGAUUUAAAGUUUUCGAGGACUCCAAAAUAAAAAGAUUGGAAAAUGAACUCAAAAUACUUAAAAAAGAAAGAGACGAAUUUUUUGCUUCUAGAUUUGAUAAAAUUUAUUUUUAGAAAAAUGCAGAGCUGGUCAAAGAUCUCUCUUACUAAAAUUCUAAAAUGAGAGUCAAAAUAGAAGAGCUCGAACAAAUGUUAAAGAAAAAUUGA